Messenger RNA from Tricharina praecox, 558 nucleotides. RefSeq lists its product as uncharacterized. The coding region runs from base 1 to 558 and encodes 185 amino acids. NCBI's taxonomy places the organism in Eukaryota, Fungi, Ascomycota, Pezizomycetes, Pezizales, Pyronemataceae. The transcript has 5 exons. The record is from RefSeq and is a predicted model, not a curated record.
AUGCGAGAACACUUCUCAACAGUCUGGCCGGCGAACGUAAUGCAGAAAAUGUGGGCGCAAGAUAGGACCUUCGUGAAGAACCAGAAGAACGAGUACUUCAUUAUCGACGUACGACAAGGCUCGGACAUCCUACUGCGGGACUAUCGAGUUUUCUUCCAGUGCGUCAAGCUCAAGCGCUGUCAGAUCACGUCGUGCUAUGAACGCAGAGCCACUCAAGGCGUGGUUGUUAGCAGCCUCACCGGACGCUGGACAAAAGGUGGCGCGAUGAUGCGGGUCGUUACGCAGGAGUGCGCAACCUUCUGUUUCCCUGCCAAUGCCAUCCACAUGCAGCUCGGGAUCGAUGUCGACCACUCGAACAUGUACGCGACAGACUAUCGAAGUGUGUCCGGAACGCUCCGGGUAUCGUCGAAGCACGUUUGCAAAGCGCCGCGAGGGGAAAUCAUGAUGCUUGAAUACAGGCUAGUGAACUGCGAGAAAGGGCAAGGCGGAAUGAUAAUCAAGCUGGGACAAGGCGGCCGGAGGGGCCCACGUUUGCUUUCCGGGGUCCGGGAGUUCUGA